CAGUUUGGUCCCCUUGGCUCUCCGUAGAUCACAGCCUGGGCGUCGACAGUACUUGAUUGCUGCUGCUGCUGCGUAGGAAAAACACCUCUUCACCAAGAGAGCUCGGAGGUGUCUAUUACAUAAACGAAAACGUAGCAAAUAUCAAACGUACAAAAUGCAUUCAGUGACGCUGGAAAUCAGUGGUUCGCCACGGAAACGGACGUUAUCUCGGGGACUUAGCGAGGAUGAGUCGCUCCGCUGCAUAAUAAAAGAGACCGAGAGUUCAUCCAGGCGUCUGACACGAAGCGACAGCCGAGCAGGAUUCCUGAAGAAGAGGAGUGACAGUCAGCAGUCUGACCAGGACAUCUUAAUGGGACUCCCAGAAAUGCUGGAGCUGCAGGCCAACUAUGAUGAGGUGGUGCAGGAGCUGCGUGGGCUGGAGGUUGAGCGAGAGACUCUGUUGUUCCAGGUGGACUUCCUGCAGGACACUCUGGAGGGUGUGGAGGAGCUGCUGGCCGAAGCCCAGAGGGAGGCUGGACAUGCAAGAUUGGAGUUGGAACAAGAGAGAGAGGCCAAGAGUAAACUGGAGAGCACGGUCUGCUCUCUAAUGCAAGAGGUGGAGAAAUUAAAAGAGGAGCGGUAUAACAAACCAUCUGCUCCAGCGAACGAGCAUUCAGGGUUUGACGAGGUAACAAGACUGGAACGCCAAAUGAAAAAUGAUGCAAAGGAAUUGAUGGAAGACUCCUCGUUGUAUGAACCUCAUGGCAGUGAAAGCAGAGGUAAAGCGUCGGAGGAUGAGGGACAGAGUGAAGGGACAGACCUGAUAAAGCUGCGGAAGUUGGGAAAUAAGCCCCUGGGCCACAUGCCCUCUCUUGCAGUGGACAACCCAUUUUCUGUAGAUGGGGUCCUGCAGAGGCCUUAUGAAAAUGACGUCAAGGACGGACAAGAUCCUUCUUCUGACAGGGCCGACUCGGACAGCAUCAGUGCCUACGAGGAUGCGUCUGCUGAGACUCCAGAGCAGGACCGGCUGUUUCCGGGUAACGCAAACACUUGUGAGCUGCCUUAUGAUUCAGAGAAAAGCUCUACUAACAACUCCAUGGUCAAUGACGGGGACAAUCAAAACACCAAAAACCCUGACGCUUGUCUUGUGUCGUAAUCUGUUUUAUUUUCUACUGGGCAAGAAGUCAAAUUAUUGAUCAUUGAUGAUUUGGUGGUAAUUCAAGAGCUCUUUGAUUUGCAGCGUACCCCCAUCUGAUAUUUGUGUUCUUAGAGAAAAAUUCAGAGUUGUAAUUCAUGC
Molecule: messenger RNA, 1276 nt
Organism: Etheostoma spectabile (orangethroat darter)
Lineage: Eukaryota; Metazoa; Chordata; Actinopteri; Perciformes; Percidae
Product: leucine-rich repeat flightless-interacting protein 1
Exons: 6
Coding region: 155-1135 (326 amino acids)
Source: RefSeq, a predicted model, not a curated record